CGCAACCUGACUCCAUUCUCUUCUCCGCUGUGGAAAGUUUGUUCUUUUGCUCUUAGCAAUAAAUCUUGCCGCUCAGUCUGGGUGCGCGCCGCUUUUGUGAGCUGUAGCACUCACCAGGGAGGUCUGCAGCGAAGGUCUGCAGCUUUGCUCUUGAGGCCAGCCAGACCACGAGCCCACCGGAGGGAGCGAACAGCUCCAGACGCGCUGUCUCUGAGAGGCGUAAGUAACACUCACCACUGAGGUCUGAAUUGAAGCCGGCGAGACUAGGAACCCACGGGAAGGAAUGAAUGACUCCAGAGGCGUCACCUUGAAGAGCUGUAACACUCACUGCGAGAGUCCGCGGCUUCACUCCUAAAGUCAGCGAGACCACGAACCCACCAGAAGGAAGAAACUCCAGACGCAUCUGAACAUCUGAAGGAAGAAACUCCAGGGUCGCCAUCUUUAAGAACUGUGACACUCACUGCGGGGCUCCGCAGCUUCAUUCCUGACGUCAGCGAGACCAAUAACCCACCAAUUCCAGACACACUGCGUCCUGUGCUGCAGGGGGAAAGGCACGGACUCAAAACUGCCAGCUUUGUUCUGAUUGGGAGCUCUGCCUGCCUGACAGGCGGCCUGGGCUGAGAAGAGUGGGGCGGUUCACAGGGAGAGUCCCGCGGAGCAGGAGGGCCGUGCGAUGAUAGUGAAAAACAAGAACCAUCUGCCAAAGGGCUGUGCUGCACCCAAAUGGGCUCUGAAAUAAGGAAUGGGACCUGAGCCGCCUUGUUCCUUGGCCCUGUUUAAUGGGGAAGCACCUCCUCGGCAGGAGGGCAGGGCUCCCAGGUCCUAGAAGGCCCCUUGGUGGGACAGGAGGGCUGGGUGAGCUCCACAGGGGCUCUGUCCACUCCUUCCGCUGUGAGGGUGGCUUUUGCUUCUGGGGCUUCGGGUCGCUGUGGUCUUUGAUGUUGCUGUCCCAUUCACCAGCGAGGGUCUCGAGCUGAGAGCUGUCCAGGCUGAAUGCCCAGUGGGCAGUUUGAGGCCAGGAGCACACUGCGUGGGCCCAGCAGGCGCCUUGCAGUGGAGACUUUCCCCUCAGCCCUGCUGGCCAGGGGCCUACCCGGUCUCCCUUGGGGCUGUGCCAUUCCUGUGCUUCGGAUUUACUGGGGGGUUGCUUCUCCCUGGUCCUGAUCCCCUCCACUCCCUCAGUCAGCGACCUGGGUCCAGGUCAUGAUGGAGCACUGGGCGUUGCAGAGGGGCCAUCCCAGGGCUUCGGUGCCAAGGUGGGACCUGUGGCCGUGGGACAUUGGAGGGUCCAUCAGGCCCUCAGGAGCUUUGCCACCUGCAGGCACGAGAGGGUCCCGUUCCAGCAGUGGGGUCUGGCCCUAGGGUUUCCUAAACAGGAGUGGGGUUUAAUGACAACAGUCUCCAGGGACUCUGGGCAGGAUUGAGGGCUGUGAUGGCAGCCAGCCUGGGGUGGAGGGUGCUCCCCCUGGACAGGACUUGGGCGUAAAGGUUCUGAAGAGCCCAGCGGCAGUACACCCAGCUGAGCCUGCGGAGGCCAGGGUAUCUGCAUGGGAAUCUGCCCAUGGAGAGAGGACCAGGGACCCCCAGGGGUUCCUGGCAUGCACUCCCACCUGCAGGGCCUGGGACAGCUCCUGUCACCAGCUGAGAGAUGCCUGAAUACUGCUGAGCGCCUCGGCCCCCACCCCUCCAACCUGUUUCCCAGUCAGCUUGCAACACAGCGUGUCCUUCACAGCUCCCUGGAUGCCAGUGCCCCGAGGGCAUGGAAGGAAGGGGUUGGAGAGAGGCAUCUGAGCCAGCAUGGCCCCUGCCAGGGGCAUCCUGCAGUCACAGCACGUUGGACUCCUGGGCGGCGUCUCCAGGGUUAGAGGGAGCAGCUCCCACCCAGGCCCCAGGCCUCCAAAUCACCAGGGAACCCAUUGUCAUCCCUGAACAGGGAGUUCUCCAGGGCACGAGCAUCGGCUCCUGCCAGGCAGAAGCACGCGGGGCUCCUGGGAACCUGAGUUAACAGAAGGUUUGGGUUGAGUGUGUGGCGUGCGUGCCUGAUGUUCCCAGCCUGGUCCCUUCCCAAGGAAUGCUUGCCUUCGGGUUCUGGUGGAAUCCAGUUGGCUGCCAUCACAGAGUCUUUCUCCGCAGAGACAGGUUCUCCCUCAGGCUGUGCCUGCAUGAGGCCAUCGGGUGCGAGGGAGAUGGGGAGCGGCUGCACCCCUUCAAGGAUGAGGAGACUGAGGCGCAAGCAACUGUCCCACCAUGGGCACCUGCCUGGGAGCGAGCUCUGGGGGUCAGCGGGUGCAGCUGGAGAAGCUGCUGGUGGCUUCUCCAGAGCAGGUGGAGCUGUCAGAGGUCACGCCCUGGCCUGGUCCAGCCCAGCACAACCCAGGGGGCCUGCAGGACACUUGUGACCAGGACAGAGGUUCUCAGGGAGGCCAGAGCCUGAGCAGGGCCGAGGGCUGGCUCUGAGGUCUCAGGUCCCAGGGAGGGGUGAUGAGCUGAGGGGUAGUAGCUCCCACUGACUCCAUGGCUCCUGCCUCCAGCUUUGACCCGGCACUGCUGAUGAUGUGAGCAUGGCCUGUCCACCAGCCUCCUCUGCCAGCAAGGCUCAGCCACCCCACAGCCAUCCACGUGAAGAGCAGUGGUGUAGGCUCUGUCGGCGCCACCCCCGCGUGGGCGUGGGCAGUGAACAAGGGAGCACCGAGGCUGCUGCUAUCUUUAAAACAGCAGCUGGCCCUAGUGAGAGAGACCCCAGGCCCUAGUUACAGGCUCCAGGCCCAAGGGGCAGACCCCUGGCGCUAGUGACAGACCCCAGGUCCUAGUAAUAGGCUCCAGGCCCAAGGGGCAGACCCCUGGCCCUAGUGACAGACCCCAGGUCCUAGUUACAGGCUCCAGGCCCAAGGGGCAGACCCCUAGCCCUAGUGACAGACCCCAGGUCCUAGUAACAGGCUCCAGGCCCAAGGGGCAGACCCCUGGCCCUAGUGACAGACCCCAGGCCGUAGUUACAGGCUCCAGGCUCAAGGGGCAGACCCCUGGCUGUAGUGACAGACCCCAGGUCCUAGUAACAGGCUCCAGGCCCAAGGGACAGGUCCCGGCCCUAGUGACUGACAGGCCCCUGGUCCUAGUGAGAACCCCCUGGCCCAAGUGCGAGACCCCUGUUCCUAGUGACAGAGCCCGGUCAGUCCUAGUGCCUGGCCCCGCUUACUGAUGCCACAUGGACACCCGGGUUUCCAGCCCCUGGACAGCUCUGUGAUCAGAGGCUGGGGCUGCUGUUUCCCCAGCCCUGUCAAUUCUGUUCUGGCAGGUUUUCUGUAAGUUUGGCUUUGGGCAGUCCAGUGUCCAGUCUGAAGGCAUUUCCCAGGAGAUUCAUUCUGACAAAUGGGGCCCAGCAACAUGGCUGACAAGGCCAAGCCUGCCAAAGCUGCCAACAGGACGCCCCCCAAGUCCCCGGGGGACCCCUCGAAGGACUGGGCAGCCAAGAAGCUGUCGCUGGAGUUGGAGGACAUGUGCACCGAGUGGUGUGGACGGCCGUCUCGCGGGGCUGUGGUGCUGGUCAGACCUCGAGGAGGAGACCCACCCGGUGGACUUGAGCUCGCUCUCCAGUAAGCUACUCCCAGGCUUCACCACGCUGGGCUUCAAAGACGAGAGAAGAAACAAAGUCACCUUUCUCUCCAGUGCCACUACUGCGCUUUCGAUGCAGAAUAAUUCAGCAUUUGGCGACUUGAAGUCGGACGAGUUGGAGCUGCUCUACUCAGCCUACGGAGAUGAGACAGGCGUGCAGUGUGCGCCGAGAUGGACACCCGCUCCGGGAGCCAGUGUUCCGUCACCCCAGAAGCCAUACGCAACAAUGAAGAGCUGGUCUUGCCGCCCCGCAUCUCCAGAGUGAACGGCUGGUCGUUACCCCUGCACUACUUCCGGGUGGUGACUUGGGCUGUCUUCGUUGGCCUUUCCUUGGCCACCUUCAGGAUCUUCAUUCCCCUCCUGCCUCACUCGUGGAAAUACAUCGCCUAUGUGGUGACCGGGGGGAUCUUCUCGUUCCACCUCGUCGUCCACCUGAUCGCGUCCUGCAUCGACCCGGCCGACUCCAAUGUCAGACUCAUGAAGAACUAUUCUCAGCCCAUGCCCCUCUUCGACAGAUCAAAACAUGCACACGUGAUCCAGAAUCAGUUCUGCCACCUGUGCAAGGUCACCGUGCCUCAACACCCUCCCCCAGCCUCCCAUUCCCUGCUGGACGCCCUCUCCCCAGGCCGCACAGGGCUGGUUCCUCCGAGGCACCUGGCUUCCAGUGAUGGACCUCUGGCCCUGCCCCAACCUGCGCACUUGGGGCCUGACAGGCGUUCCCCGAUUCAUCCCUCCAGGAACAAGAAAACCAAACACUGCAUUUCCUGCAAUAAGUGUGUGUCCGGCUUCGACCACCACUGCAAAUGGAUCAACAACUGCGUGGGAAGCCGGAAUUAUUGGUUCUUCUUCAGCACUGUGGCCUCGGCCACAGCUGGCAUGCUCUGCCUGAUCGCCAUCCUGCUGUAUGUCCUCGUCCAGUACCUCGUGAACCCCAGGGUGCUCCGCACGGACCCCAGGUAUGAAGAUGUCAAGAAUAUGAACACGUGGCUGCUGUUCCUCCCCCUGUUCCCGGUGCAGGUGCAGACUCUGAUAGUCGUGAUCAUCAGGAUGCUCGUGCUCCUGCUGGACCUUCUUGGCUUGGUGCAGCUGGGCCAGCUGCUCAUCUUCCACAUCUACCUGAAGGCCAAGAAGAUGACCACCUUUGAGUAUCUCAUUAAUACCCGCAAAGAAGAGAGUUCAAAACAUCAAGCAGUGAGGAAAGAUCCAUACGUGCAAAUGGACAAAGGAUUUCUCCAGCAAGGAGCUGGCGCCCUGGGCUCAUCUGCACAGGGAGUCAAGGCCAAGAGCUCCCUGCUGAUUUACAAAUGCCCAUGUCACUUCUGCACUUCAGUAAACCAGGACGGGGAUUCGAAGGCACAGGAAAAGACCAGCGCGGCUGCCGGCUUUAGGGCCACAUAUUUCUGUUCCUGCUCUGGGGUCAGCUUCCAGUGGUUUCUGCUGGGUCAUUAUUUAUUUUUUAGAGAUGAGAUCUCACUCCAUCACCCAACAUGGAUGGCAGUGGUGGGAUAAUGGCUCACUGCAGCCUCCAACUCCUGGGCUCAAGCAAUUGUCCCACCUCAGCCUCCCGAAUAGCCGAAAGUACAGGUGUGUGCCACCACACCCAGCCAAUUUAUUUUUUGUUUUUUAUUUCUUAAGAGAUGGGAUCUCACUCUCUUGUCCAGGCUUGUUUGGAACUUCUGGUCUCAAGUGAUUCCCCAGGCUCAGGGGAAUUAGAGGCGUGAGCCUCUAAUAGCACAGGGAUUAGAGGCGUGAGCCUCCAUGCCAGGCCACAGGCUGGUCCUUUUGAGCAGGAUUUGUGAGGGGGCCAGUUUCUGGAGGUUACAGGUGACUUGUCCUUCCCUGUGGGGGCAGGGCCGCCUCACCGCACUUCCCCAGGAUUUCAGGGAACAGGCUCCUGUGACUUGGAAAUGAAAAUGGAUCACCCAACCUGGAGGAACAGUGAGGCUGGUGUCCAAGACUUGCCCCUUGCCUGCACUUCCAGCAAAGAUUUGGAGACACUCAGUGGAAACCAAUCGAGCCCCCAGCCCACCCCCGCCCAGACUCAGCCACCAAAGUUCCCUCACUGCAUGUGGCACACGGGCUCAUGGGAGUUUCUCUGCCUGCGAUUGUCCACGUUGACACCUUCUGCACAGGUGCAUUUGUGAGUCCCCUCGGUGUCUCUGCAGCAUCUAUGUGUGGAUGAAUAGUGAAGCCACAUGAGGCCUGGUCUGAAGCAGAGAAGAUCCGCUCAGCAUCACGUUGAAUCCCAAGCCCGCAUCUCCGUGGGCUCCAGGACAAUCCUAUGAAAAUGACACCGUCGGUUCAUUGUUCACAUCGGGGAGGAGAAUUCCGUCUGAAAAUGAGCGUGACUUCACUGACACCCAAGUCCGUGGCACAGCCCUGUGCUGAGCUCCACAGACCUACAGUCCAUCGCCUCCCCUUCGAGUGGGCCCAGGGCUGCAGACAGCAUUGUCCAAAGAAGACACCCUGACUCGAUGAAUGGAACAAACUGGAAACUCCAGAAACAAGCCCUUCUUUACAUUUCUGGUGUUUGGCCUAAAUGGAAGGUGCCAAGGAAGCAGAUGAUGCCCCGAGUACAUCUACACUUGGGCUGCAACAAGAAACAACAGAGCCCAUGAAAACUGACAGUGCUGAAAGUGAAGACUGAGAUUCGGGAGCUCAGGUGCCCCUGUGAUCCAGGUCUUCUACCCUGAAACCCCACCCUCCAUCAAGGUCCUGCCUGUAGAGUCUACCUUGCAAAGCCUCCUGCUCCUACCCAUGCUACAGGCCAGGAACCAGAGCCCAUCAUCUCAGAGGCCCCUGGAUGUCCUUCGAAGGAACCAGGACCCUCAGAGCCCAGCAUCCAUCUCUGUCAUCAUCUUCAUCACACCCAAAGAAGAGCCAGCCUUGCAGGAGGGUUUACAUCUCCAGGAAGAUGGGCUGCCAGCAACUGCAGAGGAUGCAGCCACCUGCUUAACUGUGCUGUCCAGCCAGCCAGCCAGCUGCAGGGCCUCUUGCUGCUUAAGAGCUGAUGGGCCGGGCAUGUUGGCUCACACCUGUGAGCACAGUACUGGGAAAUGGGAGCAUAGUACUGGGAAAUGGGAGCACAGUACUGAGAAAUGGGAGCACAGUACUGGGAAAUGGUAGCACAGUACUAGGAAAUGGGAUCACAGUGCUGGGAAAUGGGAGCACAGUAAUGGGAAAUGGGAGCACAGUGCUGGGAAAUGGGAGCACAAAGUACUGGGAAAUGGGAGCACAGAGUACUGGGGAAUAGGAGCACAGUACUGGGAAAUGGGAGCAAACAGCACUGGGAGAUAGGAGUAUACAGCACUGGGAAAUGGGAGCACGGCACUGGGAAAUGGGAGCACAGUACUGGGAAAUGGGAGCACAGUGCUAGGAAAUGAGAGCACAGUUUUGGGAAAUGGGAGCACAGUACUGGGAAAUAUGAGCACAGUACUGGGAAAUGGAAGCACAUGGCACUGGGAAAUAGGAGUAUACAGCACUGGGAAAUGGGAGCACAGUACUGGGAAUUGGGAGCACAGCACUGGGAAAUGGGAGCACAGUACUAGGAAAUGGGAGCUCACAGCACUGGGAAAUGGGAACAUAGUACUGGGAAAUGGGAGCACAGUACUGGGAAAGGGGAGCCCACAGUACUGGGAAUUGGGAGCACAGUACUGGGAAAUGGGAGUUCACAGCACUAGGAAAUGGGAGCACAGUAUUGGGAAAUGGGAGCACAGUACUGGGAAAGGGGAGGGCACAGCACUGGGAAAUGGGAGCAUAGUACUGGGAAAGCGGAGCACAGUACUGGGAAAGGGGAGCCCAUAGUACUGGGAAAUGGGAGCACAGUACUGGAAAAUGGGAGCUCACAGCACUGGGAAAUGGGAGCAUAGCAUUGGGAAAUGGGAGCACAGUACUGGGAAUUGGGAGCACAGCGCUGAGAAAUGGGAGCUCACAGUACUGGGAAAUGGAGCACAGUAUUUGGAAAUGGGAGCACAGUACUGGGAAAUGGGAGCUCACAGCACUGGGAAAUGGGAGCAUAGCAUUGGGAAAUGGGAGCACAGUACUGGGAAUUGGGAGCACAGUACUGGGAAAUGGGAGCUCACAGUACUGGGAAAUGGGAGCUCACAGUACUGGGAAAUGGGAGCACAGUAUUCGGAAAUGGGAGCACAGUACUGGGAAAUGGGAGCUCACAGCACUGGGAAAUGGAGCAUAGCAUUGGGAAAUGGGAGCACAGUACUGGGAAAUGGAAGCUCACAGUCCUGGGAAAUGGGAGCAUAGUGCUGGGAAAUGGGAGCACAGUACUGAGAAAUGGGAGCACAGUACUGGGAAAUGGGAGCCCAGUACUGAGAAAUGGGAGCACACAGUACUGUGAAAUGGGAGCACAGUACUGGGAAAUGGGAGCAUAGUACUGAGAAACCCCAGACCUGGAUUCUGAGUUUUUCAGUCUAGCCCAGACUUCUUAUCUUAGUAGACAAAAAGAGUCAAUACCAGAGAACCAGAGGCAUCCUCUGUAUUUUAAUGAACUCUGCGUUUUAGUCUGUUUAGUAGUCAUAUUUUAAAAGAUAAUCAGUUUUCUAAAUAUAUCUAUAAGUUACUACAUGCA
Molecule: messenger RNA, 8191 nt
Organism: Homo sapiens (human)
Lineage: Eukaryota; Metazoa; Chordata; Mammalia; Primates; Hominidae
Gene: ZDHHC11B
Product: zDHHC palmitoyltransferase 11B (putative)
Exons: 16
Coding region: 3781-5118 (445 amino acids)
Cellular component (GO): membrane
Molecular function (GO): palmitoyltransferase activity; protein-cysteine S-palmitoyltransferase activity
Source: RefSeq, a predicted model, not a curated record